Molecule: messenger RNA, 2875 nt
Organism: Dicentrarchus labrax (European seabass)
Lineage: Eukaryota; Metazoa; Chordata; Actinopteri; Moronidae
Product: tubby-related protein 1-like
Exons: 13
Coding region: 386-1969 (527 amino acids)
Biological process (GO): protein localization to cilium
Cellular component (GO): cilium
Molecular function (GO): actin filament binding
Source: RefSeq, a predicted model, not a curated record
GACAGUGAACAAAGACGUUAGAUUCUAGGUACAGAUACUACUGGCAGUCUGACUCACACUACAAUAAGUGUGAAGUGGGAAAAAAAAAAAACAUUUUGUGACUGCUGAUAGUCUAGACGCAAAAAUUAGUUUUAGGUCUCUGGAGAGUGCACACACGAUAAACAAAUCUUCUCCCUCUGCCCGAGCCUUUGUUGGUUUCUCCCAUUGACGUGUUUCUACACAGCAGAUGGCUUUACACAUAAAUCCUAUUAACAACUUUCUGCUGAUGGAGACGCAGUGAGUAUAGGGCUUUCUCGCUCUUUCAUUAUCGCCGCUGAGAAGCCUGCUUUUUUAUUUCCUAACCUCUAAAAGAAGCAGUGGUAGAGCUGAAGUCGGAGGCCACGCCAUGUCUGCAGAGAAGAAGCCAAAGAAGAAGAAAGAGGAGGCAAAUGGCACAACGGAAGCCAAGUUGAAUGGAAAAGAAACCAAGCCCAAAAAAACAAAGACCAAGAAAAGUGAAGAUUUAUCAGAAGAGGAAAAUCCUGCCAUCCAAAAUGGAAAGAAGGUGAAGAAAAAGAAACCAGAAAAAGAUAAAGAAGAACCAGAAAAGGAAAAAGAAAAAGAGAAAGAGCCAAAAAAGAAAGCCAAAAGUGCUCCAAAAAAGAAGAAAGGUUCGGGCACAGAUGAUGACGAUGAUGAUGACGAUGAUGAAGACACCCUCAAAAAGAAGACUAAGAAAAAGACAACAAAAGACAGUUCUCCGUCUGAAAGUUCUGCCAAAGAAAAGAAAUCUAAAUCUAAAGAGGACAAAGACUCUGAUGGCAAAGAAAAAAAGUCCAAAUCAAAGGAUAAGGACAAGAAGAAAGAACCAGCCUCAAUGUUCCAGAUAAAUGGAGAAAAAGAAUCAAAGAGCAAGAAGAAAGCUGCCAAAUCAGACAGUGAUGAGAGUGAAGAGGAGACGAAGUCAACCAAAUCAAAAAAGAAAUCCACGGCUGGCUCAGCAUCCAUGUUCCAAAUAGACAAGGACAAGGACAAAGACAAGGACAAAGACAAGGGCAAAGACAAAGACAAAGACAAAGACAAGGGCAAAGACAAGAAGACGAAGAAGAAAGGAAAGGCAGAAGACAGCGAUGAUUCAGAUGAGUCAGAAAAGGAAGAAAAAUCAAAGAAGAAAAAGGGCAAAGGGAAAAAGAAAAAGGAGAGAUCUCCUUCACCUGAGAUUGAGUUUGACGACUUGGAGAAGUUUGUGAUGCAGCCGGCUCCACAGGGCGUGACCAUCAAAUGCAGAGUGACUCGAGACCAGAGGGGGGUGGAUAAGAGCCUCUACCCUCUAUAUUACCUUCAUCUCGACAACGAAAAAAAGACAUUCUUGUUGGCUGGGAGGAAACGGAAGAAAAGCGCUACUUCAAAUUAUCUCAUCUCCAUUGAUGCCACAGAUUUAUCAAGAGGGGGAGAGAACUUUGUUGGAAAACUGAGGUCCAAUUUAAUGGGGACUAAGUUCACCGUAUUUGACAAUGCUCUGCAUCCAGACAGAGCUCUUCCAGACAUGUCUAAUGCACGACAGGAGUUAGCAGGCAUCAUCUAUGAAACAAAUGUCUUAGGGAUGAAAGGGCCCAGAAGGAUGACGGUUCUCAUUCCAGGAAUGAGCAAGGACAACGAGCGAGUACCUCUCCGCCCAAGAAAUGACUGUGACGGCUUGUUGAUAAGGUACCAGAGUAGAAGGAUGGACAAUAUAAUCGAGCUUCAUAACAAGACGCCUGUGUGGAACGAAGAAACUUCCUCUCAUGUGCUCAACUUCAACGGCAGGGUCACCCAGGCCUCCAUUAAAAACUUCCAGAUAGUCCAUAGUAAAGACUUGGACUACAUUGUGAUGCAGUUUGGCCGAAUAGCUGAUGACAUUUUCACGCUGGACUUCAACUACCCGAUGUGUGCCGUGCAGGCCUUUGCCAUCGCGCUCUCCAGCUUUGAUGGCAAAAUUGCCUGUGAAUAACAGAGAGAUCCCCAGUUGUCUUCUCACACUGAAACCAGUAUGCGGCACGCCCACGCUCACAACAGAACAACUCUUUUCUUUGGACUCGCCCUCAACACUUCCUGUGAUCGAUGGCGAUAACGAAUGACGGUUCCUUGAAUGUAACAAUACCUGCUGUUACGCUGUUGCCUUUAUGGGCAUGUGAUUCACUCCAGGAGUAAGAAACAAAGUUGGUCUCAUAUUAUCAUCAGAUCUGGCAUGGCACAGAAGAGUCCUGGUAUUUGUUUCUGUAAUCCAGAGGAAUAUCUGUGGAUCCCAGGGAGACGCACUUUAAAGGAGGGAAUGAUGGUACACCUGGAUGAUUAAGGUGUUUAAAUAUUUCCAGCACCAUUAAAAGAUGUUAAACUGUGUUUUGGGUUUGUUGUGCUGCAUUGUAUUGUACUGGUGUGUAGUGGUCUGUGUUUAAAAUACCAGAAGGUCAUAAUGUGAAGUACACAAUCUCAAAAACACACUCACAGAAUAACUGAUAGCUUAAAAAUAAAGAAAAUUGCUUUUAUUUGACAGACAACAGGUAUUAAGUCUGUAUUACAUAACAGUCCAUAUUUUAGUGAUUUGGAAGCAUAAAGGUAUCAGGCAUUGUUAGAGUAACAAGUGUAACAUUUUGGAAUAGGGGAGGCUUUAGUUCUUGCUAUCUAGUUAACAUGUGAUGUUUCGACAAAAUAUUCUGUUUUAUUUCUCUGAAGAUCUCUCUGUCCAUCUCAGAUGACUGAGUCUGAUUUGAGCUCCUGUAGGUUUUUCUAUUUCGUGUUUUUUGGGGUUUUAACAUUUUGUAAAAUUAAUUUAUUUUUCCGAACACUGCCUUUGUUGCAUUUCUAGGCCUGUUGUAAUAAUGUUAUUUAAUAAAGCAUGUGAAUUAACUUCCUUUAA